Messenger RNA from Arvicola amphibius (Eurasian water vole), 1640 nucleotides. It is a transcript of the gene Tusc2, whose product is annotated as tumor suppressor 2, mitochondrial calcium regulator. Bases 139 to 471 code for a protein of 110 amino acids. The record is from RefSeq and is a predicted model, not a curated record. Lineage: Eukaryota; Metazoa; Chordata; Mammalia; Rodentia; Cricetidae. Gene Ontology annotation, biological process: inflammatory response; regulation of mitochondrial membrane potential. The transcript is spliced from 3 exons. Gene Ontology annotation, cellular component: mitochondrion.
CGUGGAGACAGCAGAGCCUGCGGAAGGCGGCGGCGGCGGCGGCACCUGCGAGCCGAGGCUGGGGCAGGGCAUGGUCGCGCUCGCCGUACUGUGAGAGCGGAGCGGCCGCUGGGUCCGCCAUGCGCCGACGGCGCUGACAUGGGCGCCAGCGGCUCCAAAGCCCGGGGCCUCUGGCCCUUUGCCUCCGCUACGGGGGGCGGCGGCCCUGAGGCGGCAGGCGCUGAGCAAUCUUUGGUGCGGUCUCGAGCCCGAGCGGUGCCCCCCUUCGUAUUCACGCGCCGUGGCUCCAUGUUCUAUGAUGAAGAUGGGGAUCUGGCUCAUGAGUUCUAUGAGGAGACAAUCGUCACCAAGAAUGGGCAGAAGCGAGCCAAGCUGAGGCGGGUACAUAAGAAUCUGAUUCCUCAGGGCAUCGUGAAGCUGGAUCCCCCCCGAAUCCACGUGGAUUUCCCCGUGAUCCUCUAUGAAGUGUGAGCCUGUGGCAUGGCAGACACAAGCACCCACUGCCCCAGCAAGAAACUCCCAGGCUCAAGGUGUAGCUUCCAUUCAGGAGUCCAGGCUGGUGCCACAACCCUGAAUAAACUAAUCUCCAUUGGCCCAGAACCUUCAGUUGUAAAAGGGACAGUCCCUCAGUGUUAACUGGUAUUGGUUUAUGUCUGAACAGUAAGUGGUUAGUGGCUUGUGAGGGAUAAUGGCAGAAUUACCAGCCCAUCUCCCCCAGCCGCUUCUUGAAGAAGCCUGGCAGGACACAUGCUGGUCAGGAAUGCCUGGUUCCUAGUUCCUCGCCUGACCUGCUUUCUUCCAAGCUUGCCUAGGGCCCAGCACUUUACAGAGUCUGCCUUCUUCCGGCCCCUGGGCUGUGGGGGCUGGACCCACGUGGGAGCGACCUUCCCCUCACUUCCCUUCCCCCUAGUCAAAGCAUUCAGCCGUUUGCUACCUCGAUUCCUCCUGUGACACAGACAGAGACUGGGGAUAGUGCUAGCCUCGUUCUUCCUGCCUCCCUGCCACUCGUUCCUGCUCCAAGAUGGACAGUUUGCUGGCCGUUAAGUAAGAAUGGGGACUAGUGUGGGAGGCUCCUUUCACCCAGGGCUGGACUGAUCUCUCUUGAUUUCUCCCAGGUGCCCUCCCCCCAGUUGGGAGGGUGCAGGCCGGGGUCAGGACAGGCUGUGAAUGCCUGUGCCUGUGGGGACUCGCCCCACACCACGUAUGCUGUCUAAUCUCCCUUGUCUUUGCACCACAGUCCCACCCAUCCCCAACUGUCGGGGAGGGGCUGUUCACCACCCAGUGGUAAGAAGCAGCACGCCAGGGCUGGUGCCAGUAGCUGUGAGGAGCCCAUCACCCCUUCUCCUAUAGUAUCUUCACUACUUGAGGGUCAGUUAAGGGAAAAUACUGGAGCUCCUUGGUAAGGAUCAAAAGAAGGGAAAAACACAUAAAAGGAGUAAUUCAAAUGUGAAGGUUUGUAAAUAGACUACGAUGAUGUUGGGGCAGAGCUGGAUUAUUAUAUAGAGAUGGCUUUUAAAGAAAUCAUUGUAGACGCUCUGGGCAUCUAGAGUAUGAGAAAUGCUUGGGGAGGGUGGUCCCCAGCAUAGGAAGACUGUUGUGUUAUCUGUUCAGUUUCAAUAAAAUUAUUUGUAGACCCUGCA